Molecule: messenger RNA, 4658 nt
Organism: Syzygium oleosum
Lineage: Eukaryota; Viridiplantae; Streptophyta; Magnoliopsida; Myrtales; Myrtaceae
Product: disease resistance protein RUN1-like
Exons: 12
Coding region: 324-4658 (1444 amino acids)
Biological process (GO): signal transduction; defense response
Molecular function (GO): protein binding; ADP binding
Source: RefSeq, a predicted model, not a curated record
UCAGCAUUCUUUAAGCAGUCGGCAAACAUCAUUGUUCAAGCACGCACAAUAGAGAGUGUUGUGUGUUGCUAAUCCAACGUCCAAGGCUGAGGAUCGGGUUGUAUUGUUUGAACACUCCUCUGGUGGUCGACGACUCCUCGCCCUUCUCCGUUUCCUGCUUUGAUUGCUCCUUUUUUUCUGAUGAGUUGUCUGAGAGUUUCUAUUGUUGUUUCAAUUUGAUCUGAGUUUGAGUCCUACAAAACAUUUUUGCUAUUCCCAGAUCUGGGAAUCCAUAUUUCUCUCCUGUUUCCUUCUCCAUCAAUCUCUUUUACCAUCCUCUCAAGAUGAAAAGACAAAAACCCACUCCUUCAGAAGAUCCGAUCUAUGAGGCGUCUUCCUCAUGGACCACUCCACACAUAGGUGAUUAUGAAGGCGGAACCAAAAGGCCAAAGGGAAAUGAUUACGAAGUUUUCUUGAGUUUCAGAGGGGAAGACACUCGCAAAAGCUUCACUGAUUAUCUUUAUACUAGCCUUAUCAGUGCAGGAAUUCAUGUAUUCAGAGAUGACAAUGAGCUCCGUGUUGGUGAGGAGAUUGGUCCGGAGCUUCUCUGCAACAUUACACAGUCCACGAUCUCGAUCCCGAUUAUCUCUGAGAACUACGCUUCUAGCAAAUGGUGCCUUUGUGAGCUGGUUCAAAUGUUGAAGUGCAAGAGAAGCAUAGGGCAAAUAGUGUUGCCCAUAUUUUACAAAGUGCAACCCUCACAUCUUAAAAGGGGCUUGGGAGAUGCUAUUGUUGCCCAUAAAGAGAAUUUGGACGAAAUGGGUGUAAAGGAAUGGGAAGAAGCGCUCAAAGAAAUCAAAUCCUUGAAAGGAUGGGAAUCGGAGAAAAUUGAAAAUGGGCACGAAGGAGCAUUGGUCAGAAUUGUUGUCACAAAAGUUAUGAGCGAGUUAAAAAGAACUUUUCAGCUAACUGUUCCCCAACAGUUGGUUGGAAUUGACGAUCGUAUCGAUGACAUUAUGAGCUGGAUAGAUGAUAAAUUUAAUGAUACAAAGAUUAUCGGACUUUAUGGAAUGGGCGGCAUCGGUAAGACGACUCUUGCAAAGGUGUUGUACAACAAACUCUCUCGUCAUUUUGAGUAUCGUAGCUUCGUGGCAAAUAUUCGAGAAAAAUCUCAGCGCCAGGGUAUUGAAUGCAUACAGGACAAACUAAUUUCUGAUAUAAUCAGAAGUUCGUGUCAUGUGUCUAAUGUUGAUGAGGGAAUAGGUGUCAUCAAAUCUCGAUUUACAAGUAAGAAAGUCCUAGUUCUUCUCGAUGAUAUUGAUGAUAAUGCUCACUUGAAUGCUUUGGUCGACGAUGGUAGUUGGUUUGGAGCAGGAAGUAUAGUCAUCAUUACAACCAGAGACAAGAGCAUUCUCGAUGAUGCUAAAACAGGCUACAAAUACCCACUCAAUGAGUUGUCUAAGGAUCAAUCAUUGAUUUUGUUUAGUAGACAUGCAUUUCGAAAGGAUUUUCCUCAUAGUGAUUAUGGGGUCAUCUCUCGUGAUGUCGUAUCUACUACUGGAGGGCUUCCAUUAGCUCUUGAAGUUGUAGGUUCAUUUUUAUGUGGAAAGAAAAGAGAAGUAUGGAUAGAUACAUUAAAAAAAUUAAAGAAAAUGCCUGACAACAAAGUGCAAGAGACAUUGAUGAUAAGUUACGAAGCAUUAGAUCAUGAGCAGAAACAGAUAUUUUUGGAUAUUGCAUGCUUUUUCAUUGGAUCAUGUAAACAAAAUCCAACUUACAUGUGGGAUGCCUGUGAUUUUUUUCCGGAGAGGGGGAUUGAAGUAUUGAGUCUUAUGUCCCUAAUUAAAGUUGACAAAGACGGCAAGUUCAUGAUGCAUGAUCAACUGAGAGAUCUUGGAAGGGAAAUUGUUCGUCUAGAAAAUCCAAAUGAGCCACAAGACCGUAGCAGAUUGUGGAUCUAUGAGGCAAACCCAGAUGUACUUGACAACAGCAAGGGCACUAGAAAGAUUGAGGCACUUUCUCUUGGCAAAUGUGGUGAGGCAAGAAGAUACACAGCUAAACAAUUUAAAAAAAUGACCAACUUGAGGUUCCUUCUAGCGGAUGAUGUGAAUUUCACCGGAGAUUUCCAAAAUUUAUUUUCUAAAUUAAGAUGGCUUCAGUGGGCAGGUUGUCCCUCAGAUUUUACUGCGACCAACUUUCAUCCGAAGAAAUUAGUUGUACUCGAUCUGUCAGAUAGUGCAAUUUCAGAGGACUGGAAAGGAUGGGUUCCACUCAAGAUGGCAACCAAGCUCAAAGUUCUCAACCUCGAGAAUUGUCUAUCACUGAAAAGAACUCCCGACUUGUCUGCUUUCGAAAGCUUGGAGAUUUUGAUUCUUAGAGAUUGUCCAAAUCUAGAAGAGAUUCAUCCUUCUAUUGGGGACAUUAAGACCCUCGUUUCCUUGGAUGUCUCUUGGUGUACAAGACUCAAGAACCUACCGGUAGGAGUAGGUAGAAUGGUAAAAUUGAGGGAGCUUCGCAUAAAUGACACUGAUAUACAAGAGAUUCCUAUUUCGAGAGGUUGUUUGAUGGAGCUGAAAACUCUAUGUGUCGGAUGUUGUAAACGACUUUCUCAACUUCCUAAAUCUAUGGACUCCCUUGUCUCAUUGACUCUAUUGGACUUAUCUGAUUCAGCAAUUGAAGAAUUACCUGAAUCCAUUGGUUCCAUGAAGAAGCUCAAGACUUUGAAUGCCUCUGAAUGUAGCCUGUUAGCUCGCAUACCCAGCUCCAUAGGCAAUCUAGCAUCCCUACAAAGCUUGUUCUUACAUGACUGCUCCUCAUUGACAGAGAUCCCCGACUCGAUUGGAAAAUUGACAUCAUUGACUAAGCUGAACUUAGAAUACACAUCAAUUACGAAAUUACCUAAAACCAUUGGGAAUAUGCCAAAUUUGAGGAACUUGAAAAUUAGUGAAAGUGACAUAACGGAAUUGCCUGAUGCCAUCGGGAAGUUGGCAAAGCUCCGAAAGUUGGAAGCUGAUGGAUGCAGAAAGCUAGAACGACUACCUAGUAAUAUAUGCGAAUUGGUUUCGUUGGAGGAGCUUUCUUUAGGACAAUCCGGCAUUUCGAGCUUGCCAGAAAGCAUUUCUAAGCUCUCUUCUCUCCAAGAGCUAGAUGUUAGAUAUUGUGAAAACCUCCGAGAAUUACCAGAACUGCCCUCUGGGUUAACAGAUCUAAGGAUCACCUACCAGAGUCCGUCGUUGCCCCAUCUUUCCCAACUAACCCGUCUUAAGAAACUCGCUCUUUGUCAUUGCCCCUGGCUUGAACGUGUCCCAGAGCUUCCCAUUGGACUAUCGCAGCUUCAUAUUAAUGGUUGCGGAAAAUUGAAAGAGUUCACAAAUUUGUCAAACUUGAAGCACUUAUCAAAGUUGAGUCUCGACAAGUGCUUUGAUCUCGUAGAAGUCAUCGGCGUGGAAGGUUCACAUUGCCUAUCCAACUUACCCGCAGGGCAAUGCCCUAAGAUAUCUAGGGUUGAUGGGAUUGAAGAUUCUUCGAAGUUGAUGAGCCCAAAGGCAUCUCAGCUCGAUGGAUUGUUGGAUCUUUCCGAUUCAAAGAUUCUGCAGAGAAUGGACGCCGCAGCAAGUUGCACGAAUUCAGUUGAAAUCCAAGACCUUGGUGAAUCAAAAUCCUCUCAAGUGUCGGAUAUCCUUAAGUGCACGUCUGCCGAACAAUUGCUAGACUUUUCCAGUUUUAAAUACCUGAGAAGCCUUUUUGUUUGCGGUUGCAAUAGUGUAACUGAAAUUCAAGGCCUCGAUGGAUCGGAAUCGUUGAUAGAUUUGAAAAUUAUAUAUUCCCGUUCCCUCAAAUCAGUGGACCUCUCGAACGUAAAGAAUCUGCAGGAUUUUUAUUCUGGGGGUUGCGAAAAUUUAGUUGAAAUUCGAGGGCUCGAGGGAUUAGGACCAUUGCGGUCAUUCGCUAGUUUCGUAAUGCAGAUAUAUGUCAAAAUUAAGAGAGCACGGUCGAUCAAGAAACUUGCAAUAGAAAGGAAGAACAAGGUACAAACUUUUGGAGCAACGGCAAGGAUGGACAAAAUUGCCUUUAUUUUUGAACAAGUUCGUCUGUGCAUAGAUGUCCAGGAUUAUGUCUGUUCACAUAUCCUUUCCAGGAAGAUUGGCCCCCGAGUGUUUGAUACAGAUCCUUCCAAAGAGAAGAAAAAGCCUAAAGAAGGUGAAAACAUUGUGGAACAAGCACCAGCUGAUGUUCUGUCACUUCUGGAGUUGAAAUGGAUAUACUAUGACUCAUGGGUACGGUAUAGGUAUGAUUCACAUAACAAUGAUUACCUUGAGAUUUGUCGAUACUAUAAGGCGAUAUAUGAGAUUCCAUCAGUGAAGGGCAACCCGGAGCAGUGGAUACCGUCAAGCCUUCUUAAUGCCACUUUAGAGGAUAAACAUUUCUCAGAAAUUCCCCAAUUCAGCCAUGCCUUUGAUAAUUUAACGCAGGUUGCUGCUGAAACAAUUGGUCACAAUGGAGAAUAUAUUGUCGUUCCGAAGUAUUACUCGAGGAUUACCUUGAAGAUACUUGCAGAGCUGUUGUGCCUCAUCAUCCAGGGAGCUGAGAAGCAUCUUUCCUUAAUGGUUAUUUCCAAGUCCCUGGUGGCAAAGGCCAAUGGGAGUUGUCAGUUUCCAAACGACAAAGGACAGCAAUGA